This is a messenger RNA of Meloidogyne enterolobii, 588 nucleotides long. The record is from the annotation of a GenBank genome assembly. NCBI's taxonomy places the organism in Eukaryota, Metazoa, Nematoda, Chromadorea, Rhabditida, Meloidogynidae.
GAAAAAUCCCCUUAUCGACGCCCCAACAAAAUGGAAGCAGAAACAAUAAAAAAUAAAAAACAAUUUGAAACUAAAAUAAAAAAUGUUAAAAAUUAUUCCCCAAAGGAAUCAAUAUUCUCUCGAUUAUCGCAUGUUUUGGGUGUUAUUUUAAUUCUUUUAUUUGUUGGAUUACCCAAAGAUUUGUGGAGGUGGUUGCGAUUAAGGCGUAAAUGUGUACGGGGGAAGACUGUUGUUAUUACUGGUGGAGCUUCGGGAAUUGGCAAACGCUUAGCUGAGUUAUUCUCAGAACCUGACAAGUUGGGUGCUCAGGUUGCUAUAAUUGAUAGAAAUUUGAAAGGAGCAGAACAAGUAGCUCAAGAAAUAAAUAAACUUGGGGGUGUAGCAGAAGCUUGGGAGUGUGAUAUUUCUGAUGAGGAUUCAAUGAAAGCAUGUGUAAAAGAAAUUAAUGAAAAAUUUGGUUCUGUGGAUAUUGUAAUAUGUAAUGCAGCAAUUCUUUAUUUUGCUUUAACAAAUAAACUUAAAAGUGAAGAAAUUAAAACAGCUUUUAAUGUUAAUGUUAUUGGGACAAUUAAUUUAAGUUUUUAUUAA